AUGGACACCAACAGCGCAAGCGUCGCGGACGCCCGAGUCGACGAGCUCUGGGCGACGCUCGACACGCGCAAACAGGGCCAUUUGGAUUUGCCCGCGCUCAAGAAGGGGCUCCUAGACGAUGUGAUGAAAGCUGUCGACACCGACGGGAGUGGGCAAAUUUCAUACCAGGGUGAGCUUUACUCACAACUUCUGCGAAAUAACCCCUUACUGAUGCCCGUGGGACCAGAAUUCCGAACAUUCGUACACGAAACCGAAAGGGAACUCCUAUCUCUGUUCAAGAGCAUCGACUACAACAACGACGGCAAGAUAUCGAAACCUGAGCUCCGCGCAGCUCUGAGUCGCGCAGGGCUGGCGGUACCCAACAGCAACCUGGACACCUUCUUCACCGAGGUAGACACCAACAACGACGGCAGCAUCAGCUAUUUCGUGGCGGGAGGUAUUGCAGGAAUUGUUUCUCGCACCUCGACUGCGCCCCUCGACCGAUUGAAAGUAUACCUCAUCGCCCAGACCGGCGCUGCUACUGAACAAGCCGUUGUCGCCGCAAAGUCUGGAAACGUCAUCAGUGCCGUGCGCAAUGCAUGGACACCGCUCGCUACUGCCAUGAAGGAAUUAUGGCAGGCGGGCGGCAUGCGCAGUCUCUACGCCGGUAAUGGUCUGAACGUGAUCAAAGUUAUGCCGGAGUCUGCCAUCAAAUUCGGCUCAUAUGAGGCAAGUGUCGCCAUAUUCAAUCGUAUGCAAUGCGAGACUGUUUCUGGCGGGUUACACGGCAACCGACUGAUCAUCGCUACGGCAAAAAAGAUGUGGGCACACAAUGGCGUUGCAGCUUACUACCGAGGAUUGCCCAUGGGAAUAGUUGGAAUCUUUCCUUAUGCCGCACUUGACCUGGGUACCUUCGAAUACCUCAAGCGAGCGGUUGCACGACGCAAUGCGAAGAGACUCGGGUGCCACGAGCAAGAUGCUGAGCCGGGAGGAUUCAUGACAGCGGCCAUCGGUGGCUUCUCAGGAGCUUUUGGAGCCAUGUUGCAUCCUCGGACGUACACUGGAAUUGUCGACGUCACAAGACAGACCAUCGCGGGCGAAGGAUGGCGUGGUCUCUUCAAGGGGUUGACUCCAAACCUGCUCAAGGUGGUACCUGCCGUAUCGAUCACCUACGUCGUCUACGACAAGUCGAAGAAGAUCAUCGGUCUGCGCUGAGUCGAGAUUGACACUCACUCCAAUUGCACACUAUUCAGAACAA
This is a messenger RNA of Parastagonospora nodorum SN15, 1237 nucleotides long. RefSeq lists its product as hypothetical. Bases 1 to 1194 code for a protein of 397 amino acids. Gene Ontology annotation, biological process: transmembrane transport. Lineage: Eukaryota; Fungi; Ascomycota; Dothideomycetes; Pleosporales; Phaeosphaeriaceae. The transcript has 6 exons. The record is from RefSeq and is a predicted model, not a curated record. Gene Ontology annotation, molecular function: ATP transmembrane transporter activity; calcium ion binding.